AUGUCCGAAAAACGCAAAACCAACCAACAAGAUCUGUCUGCCAAUGUCUCUCAAAGAACUUUACGACGUAGAAUAGCUACUGAAUUAGAAAACAUGCUCAAUAUUUCUGAUCAAGAUUUAGUUUCAAAUUGUGAUAUAUAUUGUACAUUGCAAUCUGAUGCGUCUGUUAUGAAUAAAGUUAUACAAGGCAGUAAUAAUAACCAAAACAAAAAUAUUUCUACUGUCGACAAUUUAUAUAUGAAUGAAUCCAUUAGUAAUUCAAAUGAAUUCAAUACAUUUGAUUUAAAACAAUCAAGUCAAAGUAGUUCAACAGAAAAUGAUGAAUAUGAUCGUAAUAUCUUAAAUGAAAAUGCCAACAUAAAUAUUAAUACUUCAAAUAAAGAUCAGGACUUUGUAGAAAAACUGAAGCAUUGGGCUGUUGAAUAUAAAAUUAAACAAAAUGCUUUGGAUGCUCUUCUAGGCAUACUACGAAAGGAAACAAUUGGGGAAAAUCUUCCAAAAGUUUCUAGGACAUUUUUAAAGACUCCAAGAAAUACCUUAAUACAGAUUGUUAGUCCAGAUCAAUAUUGUCAUUUUGGUUUGAAAAUUGGACUCGAAAAAGUGUUGAAUAGAUUACAAAAUGAUGAUUUACUCAACAGUUUAAACUUUAAGAUUAGCCUUAAAAUAUCAACAGAUGGAUUGCCCUUGUCAGAAAGUAGUACUAGUCAAUUAUGGCCUAUACUGGGUUGUAUUAUUCAAACAUCACAUGUAUUUGUAAUUGGAAUCUAUCAUGGUCUUAGUAAACCAAAUGAUGCUAAUACAUUUUUACAAUACUUUGUUGAUGAAAUGACUGAUUUAACUAAUAAUGGUAUUUACUUUAACAAUAUUUAUUACAAAGUGAAUAUACAUUGUAUUAUUUGUGACGCACCUGCGAAGUCAUUUAUCACCAAAACAAAAGGACAUACUGGAUAUAAUAGUUGUUCUAAAUGUUGUCAAGAAGGAGAAUUUUUAUACAAUCGUAUAUGUUUCCCUGAAGUAAGAAAUAAUAUUUUAAAAACUGAUGAUGGAUUCUCAAAACAAGAAUAUGAUGAUUAUCAUCAAGGUAUAUCUAUUCUUUUAAGUAUUCCCAACUUUAAACCAGUCUCACAAAUUCCAUUUGACUAUAUGCACUUGGUUUGUAUUGGUGUAUUUAAAAAAGUUAUGAGCAUGUGGGUUAGUGGAAAACCAGAAUGCCAAAUAGUACGUUUAAAGCAUUGUAAAAUUGUUGCCUUAAACAACAGUUUAAAAAAUAUGAGAAGUUAUAUCACAAAUGAUUUUGCUCGACGUCCUCAAGAUAUUGUUAACCUGGGAAAAUGGAAAGCUACAGAACUUCGGCAAAUGUUGUUAUAUACCUGUCCUGUAGCUUUGUUUGGGGUUGUACAUCCUCGUGUAUAUGAACAUGUCUUAACAUUACAUGUAUCUAUGCGAAUUUUGUGUUCUCAAAAACUACUAGAUUUACAUUCUGACUAUGCAAAAUUAUUAUUAGAACAUUUUGUUGAAACUUUUAUUAUUUUAUAUGGAAAACAUUAUGUGUCCCAUAACGUCCAUGGACUACUACAUUUGGUAGAAGAUGCAAAACUCUUAGGUCCUUUAGACAAUUUUAGUGCGUUUGAAUUUGAAAAUUGUCUUAGGUUAAUUAAAAGACAAUUGAGGAAAUCUGCUCAUCCAUUACAACAGCUCUAUCGAAGAUACAGUGAAGAAUCCUUAAAUAUUUUAAAUGUUUCUGUUAAAAGUACUAUGUUUAAUAAAAAACACGUUAAUGGUAUUGUUUUAAGCACUACUGACACUGAUCAACAAUAUAAAAAAGCAAAAAUAAAUAAUUCUAUAAUUACAAUUACUAAUCCAGAUAAUUAUUGCAUGAUUAAAGAAAGUAAUAUUGUUGUAACUAUUUGUAAUAUUGUGUAUGACAAAACUAUGAAAUAUAUGGUGUAA
This is a messenger RNA of Macrosiphum euphorbiae (potato aphid), 1950 nucleotides long. Lineage: Eukaryota; Metazoa; Arthropoda; Insecta; Hemiptera; Aphididae. The record is from the annotation of a GenBank genome assembly.